Python bivittatus (Burmese python) is the source of this 3842-nucleotide messenger RNA. NCBI's taxonomy places the organism in Eukaryota, Metazoa, Chordata, Lepidosauria, Squamata, Pythonidae. The record is from RefSeq and is a predicted model, not a curated record.
CGCAUUGACAGACUUGCUUUCCUCUUACAGGCGACCAAAUCCAAAAAGCCGAUCAUGCUUCCCGUCACGUUUAUGGACGGCACAACCAAGACCUUGCUAACCGACUCGGCCACCACAGCGAAGGAGCUGUGCAGCUCGUUGGCCGAGAAGAUAAGUCUGAGGGACCACUUUGGGUUCUCCCUUUACAUCGCGCUCUUUGACAAGGUGUCUUCCCUCGGGAGCGGCAGCGACCACGUCAUGGACGCCAUCUCUCAGUGCGAGCAGUUUGCCAAAGAACAGGGUGCCCAGGAACGCAAUGCCCCCUGGCGACUCUUCUUCAGGAAGGAAAUCUUUGCCCCCUGGCACAACCCAGCUGACGACUACGUGGCCACGAAUCUCAUUUACCAGCAAAUUGUCAGAGGGGUGAAGUUUGGGGAGUACCGGUGCGAUAAGGAAGAAGAUAUGGCGGAGUUAGCUUCUCAGCAAUACUACGUGGAUUAUGGGUCUGAAAUGGUCCUGGAGCGCCUCCUGAAUUUGAUUCCUUCUUACAUCCCUGAUCGAGAGAUCACACCUUCCAAAACCAUUGAGAAGUGGGCUCAGUUUAUCAUAGCUGCCCAUAAAAAGGGAAUCUAUACCCAAAAGAGGAUGGAUCCUAAAAGAGUCAAAGAAGAAGUCGUGGAUUUUGCUCGUUUUAAGUGGCCUUUAUUAUUCUCCAGGUUCUAUGAAGCGUUCAAGUUUUCAGGUCCCAGCCUCCCCCAGAACGAACUGAUUGUAGCGGUGAACUGGACAGGGGUCUACUUUGUAGAUGAACAAGAACAAGUUCUCCUGGAAUUUUCCUUCCCAGAGAUAACUGCUGUCUCCAGCAAUAGUGGAGGAAAACUGCAGGGACAGAGUUUCACACUGGCUACAAUCAAAGGCGACGAAUACACGUUCACUUCCAACAAUGCAGAGGACAUCCGUGACCUUGUGGUCACCUUCCUGGAAGGGCUGAGAAAAAGAUCCAAAUUUGUAGUCACGCUGCAAGACAAUCCAAAUCCAGCUGGUGAUGACUCAGGUUUUCUCAGCUUCCUCAAAGGAGACUUGCUCAUUCUGGACCAGGACACAGGAGAAAAUGUGAUGAAUUCUGGCUGGGCCAAUGGAGUCAAUGAACGGACCAAGCAGAAGGGAGACUUUCCAACCGAUGCAGUCUAUGUCCUGCCCACCAUGACCAUGCCUCCCCCAGACAUCGUGGCUUUGGUUACAAUGACCCCCAACCAGAGGCAGGAUGUCAUAAGGACAGCCCAGCUGGUGUUGAGUGACAGUGAAGAGAGGAUAAAGCCAUACACCCUGGAAGAAUUCUCCUAUGAUUAUUUUAGGCCGCCCCCCAAGCACACCCUGAGCAGAGUGAUGAUCACCAAAAACAGGGGGAAGGACAAGCUCUGGUCCUACACCAGGGAACCGAUCAAGCAGCCCUUGUUGAAGAAGAUCCUGAGCAGCGAAGAGGUCUCUCAAGAAGCCUGCAUGGCUUUCAUUGCCAUCCUGAAAUAUAUGGGUGACUACCCCUCCAAAAGGACUCGCUCGGUGAAUGAGCUAACCGAUCAAAUAUUUGAAGGGGCUUUGAAAGCUGAAGCUCUCAGAGAUGAGAUUUACUCGCAGAUACUGAAGCAGCUGACCGACAACCACGUGAAGUACAGCGAAGAGAAGGGCUGGGAGCUGCUCUGGCUGUGCACGGGCCUCUUUGUGCCAAGUAACGUCCUGCUGCUUCACGUCCAGAGGUUUGUCCAGUCUCGGAAGCAUCACCCGCUCGCCCCCGACUGCCUGCAGAGGCUGCAGAAAGCUCUGAGGAAUGGAUCUCGAAAGUACCCACCCCAUCUGGUCGAAGUGGAAGCCAUUCAGCAUAAAACAACUCAGAUUUUCCACAAAGUCUAUUUCCCGGAUGACACCGAUGAGGCAUUUGAAGUGGAAUCGAGCACCAAAGCCAAGGAUUUCUGUCAGAGCAUUUCCAAACGACUGCUCCUCAAAUCAUCUGAGGGUUUCAGCCUUUUUAUCAAGAUAUCAGACAAGGUCAUCAGCGUCCCUGAAGGAGAUUUCUUCUUUGACUUCGUCAGGCACCUAACCGACUGGAUCAAGAAAGCAAGACCAGCAAAAGAUGGGCUUGUACCUUCUCUCACCUACCAAGUGUUUUUCAUGAAAAAGCUGUGGACAAACACCGUGCCUGGGAAAGAUUCAAUGGCCGACUCCAUUUUCCAUUACUAUCAGGAAUUACCGAAAUAUCUUCGUGGCUACCAUAAAUGCACCCGGGAAGAGGUCUUACAACUUGGAGCCCUGAUCUAUAGGGUGAAAUUUGAAGAUGAUAAAUCCUCUUUUCCUAAUAUUCCCAAACUCCUCAAGGACUUGGUCCCUGAACCUCUUAUUCGUCAGCUGUCACCAGAUGACUGGAAGAGAUCCAUCGUGGCCUAUUUCAAUAAGCACGCGGGCAAGACGAGGGAAGAGGCCCAGCUGGCCUUCCUCAAGAUCGUGUUCCGGUGGCCCACGUUCGGGUCGGCUUUCUUCGAAGUGAAGCAAACGACUGACCCAAAUUAUCCAGAACUCCUCCUGGUCGCCAUCAAUAAGCACGGUGUCAGCCUCAUUGAUCGUAAAACCAAGGACAUCCUCAUCACCCAUCCCUUCACGAAGAUCUCCAACUGGAGCAGCGGCAACACUUACUUCCACAUCACCAUCGGGAAUCUGGUGCGGGGGAGCAAGCUACUCUGUGAGACGUCAUUGGGCUAUAAGAUGGACGAUCUGUUGACCUCUUACAUUAGCCAAAUGCUGACGGCAAUGAGUAAGCAGAGGGGUGCAAAAGGUAGCAAGUGAACUGAGAACAUCUACUGGUCGGCACUCUGUCAGCUAAGGGCCGUGGGCUACCCUUGCAGCUGGGGGAAAACCUUUUCUACACACGUGUGGAAGAUGAGUCGGACACCUUCAGAAAACCUGUCAGAUGCUGAAGACUGUGAGCUCACCUCCACUUCGAGCGAGGAUGACUACUUGUGAGAAAAACCUUUCGCUGUCUCCCACCAGCACUGUUUUUUGCUCUCGCUUCUGGAUAUCAACCCAUACUUCUUUUUCCGACUGUGGUACAAGGGGGGAAGAAAUCUGCUUUUAUGGCAUAUGGAGAAGGUCAUCAGACUUCUGGUUAGGAUCUUUUGAAAAUGGGAUUCAAUAAAGCAGUUUAUGAACCCAAGACUAUGUUAGAAAUGGGAGAAUUUCAUAAGAAUCUACUGCCGUUUGCUUUGUUCUUGAGGGAAGAAACCAAGUAAUCGUUUAAAGAGUGGUUGUUCUGAAAAUAAAGCAUCCGAAAAACAGAAAAACAGAUGUUUUGCAAUGAAAAAGAAGUAAGGACAACGCUGAUUGAACAAGAUAUAAGUGGAGAACUGAGACUUUGAAUGUGCAAUAGCUGAACUUAUUUAAGAGGAUUUGGGUGUUUUUCUUUCUCCUAUUUAUCAUGGCAAGAUGACUUUUCAGAGUUGGUAUAGGUUGUGACCCCUUUGGAUCAGCUUUCUGAUAGAUCUGCCUCCUUCUUGAAGAUAUUAGGUUAAAAAAACCUGAUAUUGGGGAGUGGGGAAUGAAGGAUGGGUAAUUUUCAUAAAACGGUUUUUGACAUUGCGUCGGGAAACAUGAAUUGAGGAAUGACACUGAAAGCACAUUGCUAAAAAUUCUUGUUUCCAGGUCUAGGAUUGACCUGACAAAUCUUUCUGGACUGAACAUUAAAAUUAAAUUAGAAUACAGUUCACUCAUUCUUGAAGCAGGUGCUCCUCUCUCAUGUUCAAAUGAAUUAUGACUGGAGGAGGAAUUCAACUGAAAUUCUUCUAAUUUGAAUUUGCAAUAAAUAAAUAAAUAAAUUU